UCAAUCUUUGUUUUCUGACCUGCCUUAGCAGGUUAUAUUGCUGAAAAAUCUCCCGUCUCGUUUCGAAAUUUCGUGAUUUUAAUGGUUUUAGUGUUUUAAAGGGCUUGGUAAGGUUACGUUCCCGUGUUGCAUUUGUAACAACAGUCAAUGUUGCCAAUUGCUUGGCUCAUCUACAUCUACAGUCUCCUCCAAAAUUAUUGGAACAUCUUCUUCUGUGAUGAUUUCCAGGAUUUUACGACCGCCUCUUCCUCUCCUUCAGUCUCCUCUUCACUCUUCAGAAUGUCCCACUAUACAGACGAGCCCCGCUUCACCAUUGAGCAGAUUGACCUGCUGCAGCGGCUACGCCGCACAGGCAUGACCAAACAGGAGAUCCUCCAUGCCCUGGACACCCUGGACCGGCUGGACCGUGAGCAUGGCGACAAAUUUGGCCGCCGCACAGCCUAUGGGGGUGGGGGAGGGGGUGGAGGUUCCACCACUGGUAACAGCAGCAACCAUGGAAACAACACUACAACCUCCACAUCCUCGUUCACCUCUGCCAAUGUGGCGGCCUCCUCUUCCACCGCCACCACGGCCACUCAGACCCAGUACCGUGGUGGGCUGUCGCCAUCGCCCAGCAACAGCUACGACACAUCCCCUCCCCCUCAGGCCGCCGUCUCCUCAGCGGUCUCUCUGGUGGGCGUGUCCCAGAAUGGGCGAGAUGGUCUGACUGGGGUCGCGCCAAAUGGCAAGCUCUCUCCACCCCGUUAUCCUUUAAACAGUGCCCGCGGUUAUAGCUUUGACGCGGCAGAGGAGGAGCUGGACAUCGACGACAAGGUGGAGGAGCUCAUGAGAAGAGACAGCGGGAUGGUGAAGGAAGAAAUCAAGGCUUUCCUGGGAAAUCGUCGCAUAUCCCAGGCCGUCGUCGCCCAGGUGACAGGCAUCAGUCAGAGCCGAAUCUCCCACUGGCUGCUGCAGCAGGGCUCAGACCUAAGUGAGCAGAAGAAGAGGGCGUUCUAUCGCUGGUACCAGCUGGAGAAGACCACGCCUGGUGCCACUCUAAACAUGCGCCCUGCCCCCAUGGCUCUGGAGGAAGUGGAAUGGAGACAAACUCCGCCCCCCAUUAGUUGUGCCCCAGCCAGCUUCCGCCUGCGGCGAGGCAGCCGCUUCACAUGGAGGAAGGAGUGUCUCGCUGUGAUGGAGAGCUACUUCAAUGAAAACCAAUACCCUGACGAGGCUAAGAGAGAGGAAAUUGCCAAUGCCUGCAAUGCUGUGAUACAAAAACCAGGAAAGAAGCUGUCAGAUGUGGAGAGAGUCACAUCCCUCAAGGUCUACAACUGGUUUGCCAACAGACGGAAGGAAAUCAAGAGGAGAGCCAAUAUUGCCACAAUCCUAGAGAGCCAUGGGAUAGAUGUACAGAGCCCAGGAGGCCACUCCAACAGUGACGAUAUCGACGGCAACGAUUAUUCUGAGCAGGGCUGCGAUGUCCCCUAUUUUGAAAAGAGACCUCUGCCUCGACCCUUUGGUUUCUACAGACUUGAACCCUCAUCACCAACACAGGACGACAGCACCAGCCACAGUGACCACCAGGACCCCAUUUCCCUGGCCGUGGAGAUGGCCGCUGUCAACCACACUAUCCUGGCCCUGUCAAGGCCAGGGGCUGUCUCCGGGGACAUCAAGACAGAGGCCCUGGACGAUGAUUGAGGAGACUGAGACU
Messenger RNA from Conger conger (European conger), 1693 nucleotides. It is a transcript of the gene hmbox1b, whose product is annotated as homeobox containing 1 b. Lineage: Eukaryota; Metazoa; Chordata; Actinopteri; Anguilliformes; Congridae. Gene Ontology annotation, molecular function: double-stranded telomeric DNA binding. Gene Ontology annotation, biological process: positive regulation of DNA-templated transcription. The record is from RefSeq and is a predicted model, not a curated record. Gene Ontology annotation, cellular component: nucleus. Bases 148 to 1680 code for a protein of 510 amino acids. The transcript has 11 exons.